This is a messenger RNA of Drosophila subpulchrella, 1258 nucleotides long. RefSeq lists its product as uncharacterized. The record is from RefSeq and is a predicted model, not a curated record. The transcript has a single exon. Gene Ontology annotation, biological process: synaptic signaling. Lineage: Eukaryota; Metazoa; Arthropoda; Insecta; Diptera; Drosophilidae. Bases 117 to 1151 code for a protein of 344 amino acids. Gene Ontology annotation, molecular function: zinc ion binding. Gene Ontology annotation, cellular component: plasma membrane.
CAGAGAAAAUCGAAGAAAAAAAUGUCAUUGUUUAGAAUUGAUUUGUAGAAAUUCCAAACCCCAUUGCCCUGUUUUUCGACCAGAGUUUAAGUGCAUGCGAUCGGAGAGAAGUGAGGAUGGGUCACCGCAACAUUUGCUGCGACGGCUGUGAGAGGCGCGACUUCCGGGGUCGCCGCUACCGCUGUUUGCGCUGCGUGAACUUCGACCUGUGCGGCGAUUGCUACGACAGGCGGUUUGAGUCUCCGGAUCAUCACACCGACCAUCCCAUGCAGCUAAUCCCGGACCCGGAUGAUCCGCAGCCGAGUCUGCUGCUCAACGGCGAAGUGCCGGAAGUGGUGCACCUGCCCAAUUGCUUCACCUGUCCGUAUUGCGGAGAAUUCGGCCACACGGCCAAGCGGCUGAUCGAGCACGUGUGUGGACGCCAUCGCCUGGCCGAAGGCUAUGUGGUCUGCCCCCUGUGCGCCGGACUGCCGGCCGUCGAGCUGGUGGCCAUUCAAAAUCUGUCGGGUCAUCUCCUGCUCAACCACAUCGAUCACGCCAACUUCCUGGAGCCGGAAACGCCGCCCCUGCGAAGGACAUUCAACCGGAGUCGCAGCCGCCGACGCCGCUUGUUGCAGUCGCAACAAUUGCAGCAACCCAGCAAUGUGAUCCUGCAGCUCGACGCUGCCCCUUGGAGCCCCACCGAUCCCCAGCUGCCCCCCAGCAUUUUGGUCGAUCCGCCAGAGGAGCAGACUCCUUCCAGCCCGAUCAUUGAGGAACCCCAGCCCAAGGAGCAGCCCGAGCGGUAUCUUUUGCUGCAGUGGGUCGCGCAGCAGGAAGUGCGCUGCCAGCAGGAAACGGAAGUGGGCGGAAGUCGACGACGAAGACACGCCCUCUUCGCCGAGCACCUGAUAGUUUCCAUGCUGUGCAGCGAGGAACUGCAAAUGCCCGAGGAGAGGGUCCGGAAUCGGGAUCAGCGGCUCGGCCUGUCCAAGGUCAUGUCGGUGAUGUCCUUGCCGUGGACAAGAGCCUGGCAGGCCACCCAGCUGGGCGGUUCGGAAGGCGAGGGAUCCGGGCUCCAGGGAGCCACUAAGCCAGAGAUUCUACUGGCCGACGGGCGGGAACAGCAGGCGAAACCGGAAAAGACUCCGGUUGAGGAGGCCAUUGAUUAGGUGCCACAUGGCCAAUUUUGUCUAUGUUUUUAUUUCCCAGCAUGUUGAUCCCGAUUUGUGGUUGUGUUUUUAUUUCAAUGCCAGAAACAACAAAAUUUUUGUGAUCA